Molecule: messenger RNA, 1187 nt
Organism: Alnus glutinosa
Lineage: Eukaryota; Viridiplantae; Streptophyta; Magnoliopsida; Fagales; Betulaceae
Product: auxin-responsive protein SAUR21-like
Exons: 1
Coding region: 336-638 (100 amino acids)
Biological process (GO): response to auxin
Source: RefSeq, a predicted model, not a curated record
UCCUUCUCUUAACUUCAAGUGGGGUCCCCUUGUAGGUUACCACCCCAGAAAUUGUUGGACAUAAGGUCUUCCUCGAAGUAUAAUUUCCACCAGCACCAAGUUCUUGAUAAUGAGUUGGAAGACAAAACCAUGUGAUCCUUCAAAGUCCUUUGUCUCUCACCAAUACCCCACUAUACUCAUACUCACAUUUUCAGAGAUUUUCCCAUCCCUCCUUUCAUCUAUAUAUACACAUACAUGUUAUUCCAACAGCCAAAUCAAGUCCACUUAUCUCCCCUAAUAAACAUUUAUCCACCUUUUUCUCCAAAGCCAUUUCUGAAGGUCAAGCUUUUACAGAAAUGGCUAUUCGAGUUCCUACUAUUAUGCAUGUUAAGCAAGUUGUCCGCCGGUCCUUUCUAAGUGGCAAAGAAGCAGCUUUCACAACUAAAAUUGUUCCGAAAGGUUACUUUGCAGUCUAUGUUGGUGAGUACCAGAAGAAGAGAUUCAUUCUACCUAUGUCAUACCUAAAUGAGCCUUCAUUUCAGAAAUUAUUAAAUGAGGCGGCAGAAGAAUUUGGGUUUGAUCAUCCAAUGGGUGGUCUAACAAUUCCUUGCAGAGAAGAGGUUCUUACUGAUCUCACUUCUCGCUUAAACAGAUUGUGAUACAUGGAGCCGAGAUCAACCAGCAAAACAGAUUUGUAAACUCAUGCACUCCAUCUCUUUUUGGAGAAGGAGAAAGUUGGCAAAUGCACACUCGGCUGAGAAAGUUGCUAAGCAGAAGGUACUGCAGUAUCUGAAGAACAAGUCCAUUUGCCUUCACUGUUCAGGCCAAGCAGAUUUUCCAGCAGAUGUGGAGGGCUCAAGAGGCCACAUAUUUAAAGACAAUGUGUAGAAGCUCAGAGGAGGUUCUUCAUGGUUCCAACUUCAUACCCAAUAUAUCUUUCACUUUAAGGCCAAGAAAGAGUUUCAGUUGGAUCAUCCUACGUGUGGUUCUCAUAAAAUCCCACGCAGAUAAGCCUUCAGUUACUACUUGUAAUCUGGGUAGAUCAAUAGAGAAAUGAAAGACAUGAUAAUGAGUAGUGUCGAGAACAACAUUGACCCAAGAAUCCAUCUUUUCAAUUUUGAAUUAUUUCACAAAUCAUUGUAAAAUUCUUUUUCUUUUAUAACAAAAGUUGGGAAUCAAAGAUUUUCAUGCAAAUAUUUUGCAUAGAA